UCUUCAAGAAACUGUUGCCUUCGUGUCCCUGCGAGCCCCGCAUUCAAGCAUCGCUCAACUUGACGGAAUUCGAAAACAUGACCUCUUACUUCUUUGGCCGGCAUACGAUAAACUUGUUAAAUGCUGUGACGAGAAUCAAUCCACCUGUCACUAUGAAUGAAACGGUGCUUAUCAGCGAUAUUUUUCAGUUCCUGAGAAUGAAAAACAUAAUCGACGAGGUCGACGACAAGACUCUGCUGCGCCACCUGUCCUGGUUGUUUCUGCAAGGGUACGCUGCUGUGGCCUACCCCACGGCUGUUCUCCUCGUGCUCCAUGGCAGCGAACACCGUGCAGAAGAGGAAAGGCCUCGAUUCUGCGCUGGCCAGAUUGAGCCAGGCUACAAGCUUCUCAUUGCUGCCAUGGCCACUGUAGCUCAUUUUUCUGAAAACGAGCGGCGCAACAUCGACCACCUUCUGGGUGAUAUCCUCCAGGUGGCCGUGGACAAAACUUGGGCUUGUUCGUGGUUCGACAACGACACAAAGCAGGCCGCUGCAGGAAAACUCACAAACAUGUCCACCGUGGUUUGGCCCCCGGAGAAGUUCCUCGACCCGGAGGUGCUCGAGGAAGUAUACAAAGAUUUCCCCGACAACGCUUCUUCCUUUGCCGAGUACUGGAUCGAGACGCGUCGCCGCCAGCGCCUGUUGUUCGGCUCCGAGGCGUCCACUGCGGAACAGCUGCUGGGCGACAACACCCAUCCGCCAUACGCAGCAUACGUGCAAUUGCUCAACCACCUGUCUCUUUCACUCGGAGCACUGGCACCGCCUCUGUACUAUCCGGACGGCACCAAUGCCAUGUUAUACGGAGGUGUCUUGUAUUUAUACGCCCGGGCACUCAUCACUGCCGUUGGCAACGAGGGAUUUACGGUGAGCAAGAGCCUCAAAGAGUGAAGCUGCAAAUA
Rhipicephalus microplus (southern cattle tick) is the source of this 937-nucleotide messenger RNA. Its product is annotated as endothelin-converting enzyme 1-like. The record is from RefSeq and is a predicted model, not a curated record. Gene Ontology annotation, molecular function: metalloendopeptidase activity. Gene Ontology annotation, biological process: protein processing. NCBI's taxonomy places the organism in Eukaryota, Metazoa, Arthropoda, Arachnida, Ixodida, Ixodidae. Gene Ontology annotation, cellular component: plasma membrane.